CGGCCAUCUGUGCAGGAAUAGAUAGUAAAGCCUUUCUUGUGCUGCGUUUCCUUGAAGGUGUAUUGCUUUAUUAAGACCGGAGCUGCUCGAUUUACCUGUCAUUCGUUGGAGAAGAUUCAAACCAUGAAGCUCGCCGUCGCAGCAGUCGUCCUUCUGGCAUCGUUAGCCAUCACUGUCGAGGCUACUGUGCACUUCAAGGAACAGUUUCUGGACGGAGAUGCCUGGAAGAGCCGGUGGGUUGAGUCCAAGCAAAAGUCGGAUUAUGGUGUGUGGAAGCUGACUGCUGGCAAGUUUUUUGGCGAUGCCGAGGCAGAUAAAGGUGUCCAGACGAGCCAGGACGCUCGUUUCUAUGCAGUGUCCAGCCGCUUCGAGCCUUUUAGCAAUGAGGGCAAGCCCCUUGUGGUCCAGUUCACGGUGAAGCAUGAGCAAAAGAUAGACUGUGGAGGUGGCUACGUCAAGAUUUUCCCCGCUGACCUAGACCAGACCAACAUGCAUGGAGACUCUCAGUAUUACAUCAUGUUCGGACCUGACAUCUGUGGGUACAGCACAAAGAAGGUGCAUGUGAUCUUCAACUACAAAGGAAAGAACCACCUCAUUAAGAAGGACAUCAAAUGCAAGGAUGACGAGCUCACUCACCUGUACACGUUGAUCCUGAACCCGGACCAGACGUACGAAGUGAAGAUCGACAACGAGAAGGUGGAGUCCGGCAGCAUGGAGGAGGACUGGGACAUGCUGCCCGCCAAGAAGAUCAAGGACCCAGAGGCCAAGAAACCAGAGAACUGGGAUGACCGUGAGAAGAUGGACGACCCCACCGACGCCAAGCCCGAGGACUGGGAGAAGCCUGAGACUAUCCCCGACCCUGAUGCGACCAAGCCCAGCGACUGGGACGAGGAUAUGGAUGGAGAGUGGGAGCCGGCCAUGAUCGCCAACCCAGAGUACCAGGGCGAGUGGCAACCCAAGCAGAUCGACAACCCCGACUUCAAGGGAUCCUGGGUUCACCCAGAGAUCGACAACCCAGAGUACUCUGCUGACGACACCAUGUACAAGUUUGACAGCAUUUCCGUUUUGGGCCUUGACUUGUGGCAGGUAAAAUCUGGCACCAUCUUCGACAACUUCCUGAUUGCCGAUGACGUCAAAGAAGCCGAGGAGUUUGGGGAAGAAACCUGGGGCAAAACUAAGGAACCAGAGAAGAAGAUGAGGGAUGAUCUGGAGGAGGCGGACAGGAAGUCGAGGGAAGAGGAGGAGAAGAACAAGAAGGAUACGGAUGGUGCCAAUGAGGAAGACGAGAACGAAGAUGACGAGGAGGAAGGGGAUGAGGAGCAGGGAGACGACGAAGGGGAGGAACCCACAGAAGAGGAGGAGGAGGAAGAGGAGGAAGCCGCGAAGAAGGACGAGUUGUAGAGGUGGACAUUUUGUCAACAUGGGAGGGACUGCUGGGCAUCUCCUCCCAGCAGGGAAACAACAACGCCAACAUCAACAUCAAAAUGGUAGAACCUCAUGGACACUGGCAGCAGCCUUAGCCUCACAGUGGUAGCAGUUGAGGAGUUAAAUAGUUUUCUUUUUUAAUUUGACUUCAUUUUUUUCCCUGAGGUUGAAAAAAAAGUUUUUCACAAUUCGUUGUCUGCCCUUGAGGAUUUUUGUUUAUAAAGUUUAAGAUAGCUUUACUUGAAGCCAUUUAGGUCGGUUUACUGUGUCAGCUCCAUGCCCUUUUUCAUAAUGCUGGUUGAUUUAGGUGUUUUCGUAAAUGGCCCUAUCGACUUAAGUAAACGGGAGUGUGUAAGAUGAACGAAACAGAUUUUAUUAAUAUUAUUUGCAUUCAAUGAGCCUUUUUAGCCCAAUGUAUUGACCUUCCUUUGGUCAACUCAAGUCAUGACAACCUGACCAACAGAUGAAGAUAUAGUACUAAAGUUAAUGGGGAAAUGACCUCAUCAAAGAUUUUCACACGGUCUUUCGCUUGAUACUUUGAUUUUGUUUACCUUAUCAUCACCUACUCAACAGAAUGCCUUUACGUAUUGUACUUUAUUUGUUUUAAACCACUGUCAACAGCUGUAUGUUAUUCCCUUCAAACCUUAAUUGAAAUUAUAUCAAUCCACUCAUCAAUCAACUCAGCAUUGCUCAUAAUGUUCAUUUUUUGGGGAAAUAUAGCGUUAUUCAUACAUAUAGUCGUAGUUUUCUGUAACUUGACAUUGAUGUAAAGCACAGACAAUUGUAAUUGGUGCAUUCAUAAAUUAUUUUUUAGGUGUGUGUGUGUGUGUGUGUGUGUGUGUGUGUGUGUGUGUGUGUGUGUGUGUGUGUGUGUGUGUGUGUGUGUGUGUGUGUGUGUGUGUGUGUGUGUGUGUGUGUGUGUGUGUGUGCCGAGGGACUGUAGUGGGCAAUCUGUGA
Molecule: messenger RNA, 2382 nt
Organism: Gadus chalcogrammus (walleye pollock)
Lineage: Eukaryota; Metazoa; Chordata; Actinopteri; Gadiformes; Gadidae
Gene: calr3a
Product: calreticulin 3a
Exons: 9
Coding region: 124-1401 (425 amino acids)
Biological process (GO): protein folding
Cellular component (GO): endoplasmic reticulum; endoplasmic reticulum membrane
Molecular function (GO): calcium ion binding
Source: RefSeq, a predicted model, not a curated record